Messenger RNA from Paraphaeosphaeria sporulosa, 888 nucleotides. RefSeq lists its product as uncharacterized. NCBI's taxonomy places the organism in Eukaryota, Fungi, Ascomycota, Dothideomycetes, Pleosporales, Didymosphaeriaceae. The transcript has 2 exons. Bases 1 to 888 code for a protein of 295 amino acids. The record is from RefSeq and is a predicted model, not a curated record. Gene Ontology annotation, cellular component: mRNA cleavage and polyadenylation specificity factor complex. Gene Ontology annotation, molecular function: RNA binding.
AUGGACGACGACGACGACGAUCUCUACGGGCCCUCGGAGCCCCAGCAGCCCGGGGCCGCAGAGGCGCCCACGGCCGCCGACGCUGACGGCGACGACAGCGCCGACGAGCCCAUGGAGGAGGAGUCGGCCGACGACGACGACGACGACGACGACAGCGACGACAGCGACUCGGACCUCGAGAUCAUCAUCGACAAGCCCGCCGUCGCGCCCAAGCCUGCCCAGCAGCAGCAGCAGCAGCCCCAGGAGUCCAAGGCGAUAAAGAUCGAGGCGCCGCCCCAGGCCGCGACCGCGCCCUCGCAGGCUGCCCGCACCGCAGCGCCCCAGCACCCGACCCAGCCCGGCACCGCGUACCCCGCCAUACGAUCGUCCACGGUCGACGUGAACGGCGACCCCGUCUACCCGCCCGUAGGCAAGCCCAUCACCCAGGUCGUCAUGGACGCAGACCUGGCCGAGGAGACAAAGCCCUGGCGCCUGCCCGGCGCCGACCAGUCCGACUACUUCAACUACGGCUUCGACGAGUUCAACUGGGAACAGUACCGUCUCAAGCAGCAGACCAUGACCGACACGCUGGCCGAACAACAGAAACAGCAGGCGGCCAUGAUAGCCAUGAUGAGCGGCAUGCCUGGUCCCGGAGGACCAGCACCGACCGCCCCAGCCGGCAUACCUGGCAUGCCUGGUGAGGCUGAGAUGAUGCAGAUGAUGCAGCAGAUGGCCGCUUCAGGCAUGGACCCCAACAGCAUGGACUUCAACCAGAUGAUGAUGCAAAUGUCCAACGGCGGAGGCAUGGGUGGGUUUGGCGGUCCGAGCGGCAACCAAGGUGGCUUUGGCGGCGGCCAUGGCGGUGGAGGCGGUGGGAGAGGGCGCGGACGCGGCCGAGGAAAUUGGUAG